AUGGGCGACUCAUCUACACCGCCCGUACGCUCACGUCGCAUCAGCAUGCUGCCCAUUGACGAUUCCGACCCCGCACAGGCGCGUGACAAGCUGCAGGUGCUCGAGCUCGAAAACUUCGGCCUCACAGAAGAGCUCGACCACGUCGAACGCAAGAACCUCGAGCUCGAACGACAGCUCGAAGCUCUUCGCUCCACUAUCUCUCAGCAGCCGCAAUCAAGGCUGGCCGAGUCGCAGGGGGAAUCGGUGUUAGCUUCGACGUCGAUGUCGUUUGAUGCAUCGCCCAACUACGCAGCCGAGGUGAAGGGGGCACGUCGACUCAUCCACCGUCUUGCCACGCACAUCUCUGCACACGACCCAUCCACAUCGCAGGAGUCUGCCUCUUUCGACGACGAGAGGUACUUUACACUCGACCAGAGCCUGGUCCACGAUCCGGAGCGCUCGUUCGUCUCGCCGGGGGUGACACAUCUGACGACGCCGAAUGGGAAGCACACCGUCGCACGCGCGUUCGGCAACGAUCUACUCGACGACGUAGAGACCCUCAGGAGUGCGUGGGAGGAGCAUGCACGCAAAGCGACCUUUGCUGCGGUGGAAGCCCACACGCACGCCGAACGGCAACAAGCAACGAUCGCACAGCUUCGAACCGAGCUGCACAACGCUCAGGCCGCAGCGGCAUCCACCUCCACACACGAGCUCACACAGCAACUGCAAGCCGAACAACAACGCAGCGGCGAGCUCGAAGCCAACCUGACCGCCGCAGAGGCGAUGCACGACCAGCUGGAACAGCUCACACAGCAACUGCAGUCGGAACAACACCGUAGCGCCGAGCUCGACGCCGAGCUUACGGCGGCCAAAGUCAGGAUCUCUACGAUGGACACUUCGAACGAGGCGACAAGCGAGCGCAUUCACGAGCUGGAAGAGCAGCUCGAAGCCGAGCGAACACGCAGCGGCGACCUGGAAACCAAGCUCUCCUCUGCCGAGGCAAGGAUCGCGCACAUGGAUGCGCUGGAGCAAGAGCUGGCGGAGCGCCGCACACGCGCCGACGAAGUGGGCGCCAUCCUACGCGAGCUCGCCGACAAGCGGCAGCGGCUGCACGCGAUCGAGCUGCACACAGCGCAGGUAAGCGCGCUGCAGCGCGUGCUCGACAGGCAGACGCGCAUCGUCGCCCUGCUCGAGCGCGACGAGACGACGAGCGCCGACAUGCAUGCACAGUGGUCCGAGUACGCCCGCGACAUGUCCGCAUCCCUAGCGCUACUCCGUCCCAGUUCGAGCGACGAGGAGAGGCGCAGUGAGACGAACGAGGCGACCGAGACCUCCGCAGCGCAAAGCGAGGCGCAGGAGGAGGAUGCGGUGGCGGGCCUGCGCGACAAGGUCGACGAGCUCGAGGCGCGCGUGCUGCGCCGCAACGAGCAGAUCGGACACCUGCAGCGCCAGCUCUCGACGGCCGAGAACGACCUCAAGCGCACACGCACCAACCAGACCCUCGCCGAAACCACCGUGGAGGAGCUCGAAGACAGCCUGGCCGAGCUCGAAGCACAACGCACCGAUUUGCAGAACCGCGUCAGGCAGCUUGAGUUGCACGUUGCCUCGCUGCCCGCACCCACUGCGCCGACAGAGCAUGCUGAUGCCGAAGCACAGGUCGCUCUCGACACGGCGCAGACGCAGCAGGUGCAAGAGCUCAGUGCUGCUCUUGACACGGCGCGCGCGCGCGUGGCGCAGCUCGAGGAGCAUAUCGCCUCGCUUGCGACCGUCACUGCACCCGAGCACGCCGACGCCUCGGCGCAAGCCACGCUUUCCACCACUCAAGAUGGGCGCAUCGCCGAGCUCGAAGCUGCGCUACAAACCGCAGAGGCACGGACGUCCGAGCUGGAAGCCCAGUCGGACGAGCUGGUUUCGCUGCGCACCUCUCUGCGCAAAGCGACGGACAAGACCGCGUCCCUGGCGCUCGAGCUCGAUGAGGUGCAGCUGGCGCUUGCCGAGCAUCGCGAGAGCGCCUCCGCCGACGCCGAGCGUCUCGAGCAGCUCGAAUCGCAGCUCGCCACGCACGAAUCCGACCGCACCCAACUCGCCACACUCUCUGAACGCAUCGCACACCUCGAGGAGGAGUUGUCGGCCUCGCACGCUGCACGCGACUCUGCACUGGACCUCCAACAGACCACGGCAUCCGAACUGGCCGCACUCGUCAGCAAGCACACCGAGCUCGAGGCGGUCUUGGCCGCACGCGAUGCGGCGAUGCACGCGCGCAACGCCGAGUACUGGACGCUCAAAGAAGAGCUCGCCGAGCUGCAGGAAGAAGCCGAACGCUCCCGCCCCGAACUCAUCACCCCCGCCGCGCUCUCCACCCUCCGCUCUGAGCUCGACUCUGCGCUGCAGCGCGUGGCUGCGCAAGAAGAAGUGCUGCUGCGCUUCAAGUCGGACCUCGCCGCGGCCCGGUCGACCGAGGAGCUGCUCAACGCACAGUACGCCGCUGCCCAACGUCGAGCCGCCGAGCUCGAAGCCGCUGCGGAUGCAAGGCCCGAUGCAGAGCUCGAGGAGAGGCUGCACAAGGCCGAGGAGGAGACGAGCUACCUGCGCACGCGCAUCGACGAGCUCGAGGAGGAACUGGGCCGAAAGGCGGACGAGAUCGAGGAGGCCGAUUCCAAGAUCCUGGACGCACUCAAGGAGACCAAAAAGUACGCCACGCGCUAUACCAAGUUGAGUGCACGCCUCGACGAUGCCAAGAAGCAGCUCGUGGCUGCACACGCUCAGACCAAGCACGCCGAGGAGGAGCUGUCCAGGUGGAAAACACGCGCGGACAAGAGCGCUGUUACCUCUGCGUCGGUGGCAGUCACUCCCUCCGCAUCGAAGGCAGUUGGGGUGAAGCGCAAGGUGGACGAGACCGAGGCGGUGGCAGUGGAGGAGGUACGUGCCGUGUAUGCUCCCUCGCCCUCGGCACGGCCGUCUUCCUUCACACCUGUUCGGCGCACCAAAAAUCCCGUGCUGGGGCUGGGGACGCCCUCAACCGCACCGGACGGGAUGGUGCGUUCGUCAUCCAAUCCGUCCGAACUCGUCGCGGCGCGCCUCUCGCCGGCCAAACCCGCCCUGGGGGACCGCACGAACCUCGCUCCCGCUCCUGCACGAACCAGUCGACUGGCGAAAACCACACUGCUCCCCGCCGUCCCCGACCCCGUUCCCAAGCCAGCUCCUGCUGGGGCGGCCGACUUUCUCGCGCGCAUGAAGGCGCAAUCUCGCGCUCGCUGA
This is a messenger RNA of Moesziomyces antarcticus, 3237 nucleotides long. RefSeq lists its product as uncharacterized. Bases 1 to 3237 code for a protein of 1078 amino acids. The record is from RefSeq and is a predicted model, not a curated record. Lineage: Eukaryota; Fungi; Basidiomycota; Ustilaginomycetes; Ustilaginales; Ustilaginaceae. The transcript has a single exon.